This is a messenger RNA of Notechis scutatus (mainland tiger snake), 1144 nucleotides long. It is a transcript of the gene WNT4, whose product is annotated as Wnt family member 4. Gene Ontology annotation, molecular function: frizzled binding; cytokine activity. Lineage: Eukaryota; Metazoa; Chordata; Lepidosauria; Squamata; Elapidae. Gene Ontology annotation, cellular component: extracellular region. The record is from RefSeq and is a predicted model, not a curated record. Gene Ontology annotation, biological process: multicellular organism development; canonical Wnt signaling pathway; cell fate commitment.
GGCGGCACCUGAGCCCCCCGGGCGGAGGGCCGGGCCGGGCCGGGCUUCUCCCCCACCCCCCAGCCGCCACCCCUGCAGGAUGAGCCCGCGCUGCCUCCUGCGCUCGCUGCCGCUGCUCAUCCUGGCCGCCUCCUCGGCCAACGCCAGCAACUGGCUGUACCUGGCCAAGCUCUCGUCGGUGGGCAGCAUCUCCGAGGAGGAGACCUGCGAGAAGCUGAAGGGCCUGAUCCAGCGCCAGGUCCAGAUGUGCAAGAGGAACCUGGAGGUCAUGGACGCCGUGCGCCGCGGGGCCCAGCUGGCCAUUGAGGAGUGUCAGUUCCAGUUCCGGAACCGCCGGUGGAACUGCUCCACCUUGGAGAGCCUGCCGGUGUUUGGCAAGGUGGUCACGCAAGGAACGCGAGAAGCGGCCUUCGUUUACGCCAUUUCCUCUGCUGGCGUGGCCUUCGCCGUGACCAGGGCGUGCAGCAGCGGAGAGCUGGAGAAGUGUGGCUGCGAUCACACGGUCCAGGGUGUCAGUCCUCAGGGCUUCCAGUGGUCUGGCUGCUCCGACAACAUUGCUUACGGGGUCGCCUUCUCCCAAACCUUCGUGGACGUGAGAGAGAGAAGCAAAGGGGCCUCUUCCAACCGAGCCCUCAUGAACCUCCACAACAACGAAGCCGGGCGGAAGGCCAUCCUGAACCACAUGAAGGUGGAAUGCAAGUGCCACGGCGUGUCAGGCUCGUGCGAGGUCAAGACCUGCUGGAAAGCCAUGCCGCCUUUCCGGAAAGUGGGCAACGUGCUGAAGGAGAAGUUCGACGGCGCCACGGAGGUGGAGCAGCGGAGGAUCGGCUCCUCCACCAAGGUGCUAGUCCCCAAGAAUUCCCAGUUCAAGCCCCACACGGACGAGGACCUGGUGUACCUGGAGCCCAGCCCCGAUUUCUGCGACCACGACCUCCGGAACGGCGUGCUGGGUACCCAUGGGAGGGCGUGCAACAAGACCUCCAAGGCCAUCGACGGCUGCGAGCUGAUGUGCUGCGGCCGAGGGUUCCACACGGAGGAAGUCGAGGUGGUGGAGCGGUGCAGCUGCAAAUUCCACUGGUGCUGCUUUGUCAAGUGUAAACAGUGCCACCGGGUGGUGGAAAUGCACACAUGUCGGUGACUUUUG